This is a messenger RNA of Cyprinodon variegatus (sheepshead minnow), 1315 nucleotides long. RefSeq names its product secretagogin-like. The transcript is spliced from 11 exons. Gene Ontology annotation, cellular component: nucleus; synapse; terminal bouton. Gene Ontology annotation, molecular function: calcium ion binding. Bases 91 to 942 code for a protein of 283 amino acids. Lineage: Eukaryota; Metazoa; Chordata; Actinopteri; Cyprinodontiformes; Cyprinodontidae. Gene Ontology annotation, biological process: regulation of presynaptic cytosolic calcium ion concentration; regulation of long-term synaptic potentiation. The record is from RefSeq and is a predicted model, not a curated record.
CGUUAGCAGAGAAGAAGAUCUGGCUUCAGCUGAAUAUUUCUCAUACCUUUAGAUCUGAUAAGUGAUUCUUUUGUUGAAUUUUUUUUUUUAAUGAAAUUUGCUUUUGGUCUGAUCACCAGGACCAUGGAUAGCGCACUGGACAGACUUGAUGCUGCUCGUUUUAUUCAGAUUUGGCAACAUUUCGACAAAGAUGACAAAGGAUACAUAGAAGGAAAAAGGAUGGAUGAUUUUUUCAAGCACAUGUUGCAAAAACUUGGAAUGAAGACAGAUGAAAUAACAGAGGUCGAAAUGAGAAGAAUGAGAGACAGAUUUAUCUCUACGAAUGACUCUUCUGAGGACAGAAAUGUGCAGAUUGAAGAGCUGGCUGCUAUGAUGCUUCCAGAGGAAGAAAACUUCCUGCUGUUGUUCCGCAGAGAGACUCCGCUUGACAACAGCGUGGAGUUCAUGAGGAUUUGGAGAAACUAUGAUGCAGACAGCAGUGGUUACAUUUCAGCCAAUGAGCUUAAGGGUUUCCUACAUGACCUAUUCCUCCAGCACAGGAAGUCCAUCACACCUCAGAAGCUGGAGGAGUACACCGAUACCAUGAUGAAGAUGUUUGAUAAAAACAGGGACGACAGGCUGGAUCUGAACGACAUGGCCAGAAUUUUGGCCCUGAAUGAAAACUUCCUACUCAAGUUUAAGACAGAUGCUUGCAGUCUUGAUGACAGAAAAAGGGACUUUGAGAAGAUAUUCGCUCACUAUGAUGUUAGUAAGACAGGUGCACUGGAGGGGCCUGAGGUGGAUGGGUUUGUCAAGGACAUGAUGGAGCUGGUAAAGCCCAGCAUCAGCGGGAUGGAACUGGACAAGUUCAGGAAAGCUCUGAUGGGUCACUGCGACAUCAACAGAGACGGAAAAAUCCAGAAGAAUGAACUUGCUCUCUGCCUCGGCCUUAAACUCAGUUAACCUUCUCUGGCAAAAAAAGUCUUUUUUUUAUCAUUAAUGCCUCUGCGCUAUAUUUCUAUUCACCUUCAGGUUUCCCAUUACUUUCCGUUUAUUCAUCUGACCUUUUUAAACAUUUUCAUUGUGAUUGUAUAAUAACAUCUAAUUUCUGUGUAAAACAAAAACUGAACCUUAGCCACACCGCAAUCUCUUUGACUCAUGUGAUACUUGUAUGGCUCCUUCUUUGCGCUGUGUUAAUGUACACUGUGAACUGCUGUGUUCAUGAUAAAAUUGUUAAAUCAGUUAAAACAGUGAUGUAUGAUAACUGUAAAUAAAACUUUGUCAUCCAUGCAUUAUUUUCUGACUAAGAUUUCCUCCAAGAAUAAACUUUACAGCU